Molecule: messenger RNA, 2877 nt
Organism: Rotaria sp. Silwood2
Lineage: Eukaryota; Metazoa; Rotifera; Eurotatoria; Philodinida; Philodinidae
Source: the annotation of a GenBank genome assembly
AUGUCAACACCUAACCAGUAUCCUAAAACGAAUAUUGUCAAACUCAAUCCACCUUCAACGUCAACAGCGAUGAGAGAUAACAAUAGUGCUGACGGAAAACCCACAAAUAACGAUCAUCAUCAAAACAAUAAUAAUAAUAAUAAUAAUACGACAUCAUCGACUAUCCCAACAUCGUCGUCUUUAUCCUCGACACGUUUACAGUCGACCAAAAUGCGUAGCGAUCCCAAUGAACCACAUAUUGGCAAAUAUCGCUUUAGCAAGACCAUAGGUAAAGGUAAUUUUGCUAAAGUCAAAUUAGCUCGACAUAUCCCAACUAGUCGUGAAGUUGCUAUAAAAAUCAUCGAUAAAGCUCAACUUAAUCCAACAUCAUUACAAAAGUUAUUUCGUGAAGUUAAAAUAAUGAAAGGACUCGAUCAUCCAAAUAUUGUCAAACUUUUUGAAGUAAUUGAAACCGAAAAAACUCUUUAUCUUGUUAUGGAAUAUGCAAGUGGAGGUGAAGUAUUUGAUUAUCUUGUUGCCCAUGGUCGUAUGAAAGAGAAAGAAGCAAGAUCAAAAUUUCGACAAAUCGUUUCUGCUGUUCAAUAUCUUCAUCAAAAACACAUUGUUCAUCGUGACCUUAAAGCAGAAAAUUUAUUACUUGAUGCAGAAUUAAAUAUAAAAAUAGCUGAUUUUGGUUUUAGUAAUGAAUUUACACCCGGAAAUAAAUUAGAUACAUUUUGUGGUAGUCCACCGUAUGCUGCACCAGAAUUAUUUCAAGGAAAAAAAUAUGAUGGACCUGAAGUUGAUGUUUGGAGUUUAGGUGUUAUUUUAUAUACACUUGUUAGUGGUUCAUUACCAUUUGAUGGACAAAAUCUCAAAGAAUUACGUGAACGUGUUUUACGUGGUAAAUAUCGAAUACCAUUUUAUAUGUCAACUGAUUGUGAAAAUUUAUUAAAAAAAUUUCUUGUUUUAAAUCCAACUCGACGCUCUGCUCUUGAAUCAAUUAUGAAAGAUAAAUGGAUAAAUAUUAGUUAUGAGAAUGAUGAAUUAAAACCAUAUGAAGAGCCAAGUCAAGAUUUUAAUGAUAAUUAUCGAAUAGAAACAAUUUUACGAGAUGGUAGUUAUACUCGAGAUCAAAUCAUUGAUUCAUUAACAUCUCGUAAAUAUGAUGAUAUGAUGGCAUUUUAUCUUCUUCUUGGUCUUCGAACAACUGAUUCCGAUAUAUCAGACAAUCCAACUAUUCAAAUAUCAAGUAAUAAAGGUGUUACAGAUGCUUCAAAUAUUCAAUCUACAUUACCAUCAAAAAUUGUAUCAUCAAGUGUAAGACCAUCAACAGCAAAUGAUAAAGAAAAUCUUCCAUCUAUUGAUAAACAACAUCGACCAGUAACAGCUAUAGCAACAGCCCCUACAACUGAUUAUUCAUUAGUUAAUGGUACAACAACAAAUGGUGUUCCUAGUUCUUUACUUGCAUCCGGAAGUAUUGAUGCAUCAACAUCAAAUCCAAGUGGACCUAUGACAACAAAAACUAAUACAAAUAGUGGUCAACCAGCAUCAAAUAUUAUUUCAAAUCGUACAAAUAUAACAACAGAUAAAUCUCGUGCACAAACAGUUCGUUUACCAAAUGCAGCUGUUCGUCGACGAGAUACACUCGAAUCUGUACCAAAUGAUAGUGGAUCUAUAAAAAAAGCUGAACCAAUUAAUAAUAAUAAUGACAAAACAAAACCUUCUAAUACAAAUUCAGGAGAAACUUUUAAUCGUACUGGCAUGGAACCAUCAUCGACAACAUCAUCAUCUCAAGCACCACAUCAUAUGAUACGUGGACCAUUACGUGAAACAUAUAAUCCAAAAUCAGCAAGUUUAUCUGCAACUAGUUCAUCAUCAACACAACAACAACAGCCACAAAUGUCAAAAAUUCCAGAGAAAAUUAGACCUAGAAUAACAUCACCAGUUGUAUCAUCAUCGACUACUAAUGAGAAUAGUGACACGAUUCGAAUUUAUUCGAAUCAUCAUCAACCAUAUAAUUUCAAUGCUGUGACGGUACAAGCUUCAACUACUUCACCUACUACAACCAAUGCACCACUUGCAUCUACGACUAACACACGUACUGGUAGUGGUAAUGAUGGUUUAUCAUUGAAUCGCUCUGCACCUGAUCGUAAAACUAUACAUACUAUUCCUACACGUCAACAUUAUCCAACAACAAAUACAUCAGCAACUACUAGUGGAUUUAAUACUGAACAUCGAGCAUCAACACGAAAUCCGACUAGUAGUGCAAUGGCUAAUACUGAUGUGAAUAAUCGUCAUCAACAAGGAGCAAUGAUGUCGAGUGCAGCAAAUAGUGGAGCUCAAUCAUUUCUCAGCAAGCUUUCAUCUAAAUUUGCACGAAGAAAAUCAAUUCGUGAAUCAGGUAUACCAUCGGCAACAACUGGAGGUACUAUUGGAAAUAGUAUGACUGGUAGUACAGCAAGUGCAUCAUCAUCUUAUCGUCGCCCAACAGAAUUAAAUAAUACAAGUAUGACAACAAGUACAGCAGGAAAUACAACAAAUGAUAGUCUUGCUGUUGGUGGUGGUGUUGGUGUUGGUGGUGCAGGAGAUAUAAAACCACGUUCACUUCGUUUUACAUGGUCAAUGAAAACAACAAGUUCAAUGGAUCCAUCUGAUAUGAUGAAAGAAAUUCGAAAAGUUCUCGAUAUAAAUAAUUGUGAUUAUGAACAAAGAGAAAAAUUUCUUUUAUUAUGUGUACAUGGUGAUCCAAAUACAGAUUCAGUUGUAUCAUGGGAAAUGGAAGUGUGCAAAUUACCACGUUUAUCAUUGAAUGGUGUUCGAUUUAAACGUAUAUCAGGCACAUCAAUUGGUUUCAAAAAUAUUGCGAGUAAAAUCGCCAAUGAACUCAAAUUGUGA